Molecule: messenger RNA, 671 nt
Organism: Marchantia polymorpha subsp. ruderalis
Lineage: Eukaryota; Viridiplantae; Streptophyta; Marchantiopsida; Marchantiales; Marchantiaceae
Source: the annotation of a GenBank genome assembly
CAGAAGGUCAUUAGAAUCUGGCAGCAUUCUCUACCACCGCUCCUACCAUCACCAGUCUAAUUUCUACGCUCUUUCAGAAUCAUGUCGUCGUACCAGGCUCAGAACGCAAAGGACUCGGCUGCUCAGACCGCCGAGCACACCAAGAACGUUGGCGCGGAGAAGGCCGGGCAGGCCCAGGAUCACGCUGAGGGAAUGGGUCAAGCUGCCAAGGACAAGGCCAACGAGGCGAGCAACUUCGCGUCUGAGAAGGCCAACCAAGCAGGCCAGGCCACGUCGGACACAGCCCAGGCUGCCAAGGACAAGGCCGUCGAAGGCAAGGACAAGACCGGCAACGUUCUCCAACAGACCGGAGACAAGGUGAUGGAAACUCUCACCAAUGCGAAGGACGCCGUCAUGGGGAACAACAAGUAGAUCAUAGGCAUCAAUAGCGAGGGGGUAGAAUAUAAGCUCCCUAUAAGACUUAAUAGUUCAUCAUAAUUUUCUUGUACAGAAUUUUUGUUAGGAGAUCAAGAAGGGAGCGCGUUGCAGAAGCUCUUAGAUUCUGUAGCCGCCGCUCGAGGAGGUGUCUCUAUGCGGGCUAUGAUAAUAUGCGUGCAAUGAAACUGAAGUUCACAUUCAGAGAGAGUUCUUAGUUGUGAAAUUUGUAAACCAUUACAAUUAAUGAUUUUACU